CAAAAAUAAUAGUAUUGUGAGUACUAACUGCCGUCAUUUUGUAGCACUUUUUAUUUAAAAAAUACUACAAUUAAAAAAUCCAGACCAGUAGCUGAAUCCCGAAUCCCCGAAAGAAGAAAAUAUUUGACGUUGACAUUUAACUGUUUACUUUUUCUGUUUUUUUACAAUACAGAAAUUUUGUAUUUUCAUUAAGAAAAGGUAUAAUAUUUUAUAUUAACAAAUAAUAUUGUACAAAUUAAUAUUCUUUAGCUUUAACGAUGUUAAGAAGGCCUCCAACGAGUAUUGAACUAAAACUGGAUGAUAUUAGUGAAUAUGAAGAGAUGAAGCAGAAUAAGGAAAAACAACAAAAAUCAUUCAGUCCACCCGUCUGGUCAGUAGCUCCUAAAACGAAUAAAGAAAUCUACGCCAGAAUUGGAUAUGUUCCUCCAGAACAUGUUCAACCACAUACAAAUAUGAUGUGAAUGCAAAUAUGAGAACCAUUUGUUAUUUUGUUUAUAAUUUUUGACUAAAUGCUGUUCAUACAUGUAGGUAAUAAACUAUUUAUUUUGUA
Diabrotica virgifera virgifera (western corn rootworm) is the source of this 550-nucleotide messenger RNA. Its product is annotated as anaphase-promoting complex subunit CDC26. Gene Ontology annotation, cellular component: anaphase-promoting complex. The record is from RefSeq and is a predicted model, not a curated record. NCBI's taxonomy places the organism in Eukaryota, Metazoa, Arthropoda, Insecta, Coleoptera, Chrysomelidae. Gene Ontology annotation, biological process: anaphase-promoting complex-dependent catabolic process. The transcript has a single exon. The coding region runs from base 258 to 461 and encodes 67 amino acids.